Corticium candelabrum is the source of this 6715-nucleotide messenger RNA. RefSeq lists its product as uncharacterized. The transcript has 31 exons. The record is from RefSeq and is a predicted model, not a curated record. Gene Ontology annotation, molecular function: transcription coregulator activity; histone H3K9 demethylase activity; chromatin DNA binding. Gene Ontology annotation, cellular component: chromatin; histone deacetylase complex. Bases 41 to 6475 code for a protein of 2144 amino acids. Lineage: Eukaryota; Metazoa; Porifera; Homoscleromorpha; Homosclerophorida; Plakinidae. Gene Ontology annotation, biological process: regulation of transcription by RNA polymerase II.
GUUGACCAUCAAUUAGCAAUUCGCUUAUAUUUCGUACAUAAUGGCGCAGCCGAGCUACGAGUAUUCAGCACGAGGCGUUCUCGUCGGCCGUCACUUUCUCAGCGUGCCGCGCACCGACUGCCCGCGCACGUUGAGCGACGUCGCUCUCUGGCGGAGCGGAGUGGUGCGUGCGACCAACAGUGUUGAGACUCAAAACGUCGAUUUCGACAACCUACAGUUGCUACUCGAGUACAGCGACGUCGACUGGGCGAAGCGCGAGUGGGUGAGCGCAAACGAGCAGACGGCGACGCUCUACGUCGAGGACCGACUCGUAUGGGGCCGCAGACCGCCGGAAACCGGACACCGAGAGAACAAGGACAUUCGAUGGCCGACAGUUUUGUAUCGGAGCAUGUUGGACGAGCGUCAGCUGGUCGGUGGUGGAAAGCCGGGAGUUUUUAUGGGGGACGGACAUCGUAUGAUUUUUACACUUAAAGACGUGAAAGAGUUUAGGGAGACAGAGAUUGAGUCCUGCUUUCUGAAGAUGGCGGCGUUCUCUGCACCGUUGCUCGAGUGGCGGCGAGCUGAGAAGACGAGAGAGUUGUUGAUCAGUGGGAAGUUUGACUUGCGAGGGCAACGUGUGCGUGUGUAUCGAACGGAGGUGACUCAAUGGUUUACUGCCUCAGUUGUUGAUCAAGACCUCAACACAAAGACGUUGACUGUUCUUGAAGACACGAUACUACAGAUGCGUCACCCGCAUCCAGCUCAAGUCGAAGUCCACCUACUGGAACUCGACGGCAUUCUCCCGGAAUUUUCAAGACUCGCAACGGUUUCUGCGUUUCGGCCGGUCGUCCGACGACGACAUCACGCAUAUCACCCUGGCUCCGGUACGCCGUCUCUCGCUCUGUCCGAAGUUGACGUGGGCGACUUGAGCAUUUGGAAACGUCGAUUGAGACAGCACACGCCACCCAUUCCGGUCCAUUCAAUAACCGCGCCGAUGUCGACGAGGAUGGUUGCAGACUACGCGAAGAACGGUGUGACUUGGGAUGUAAGAACUCACUGCGCUCUAUCGAUUAUUCCGAUCACAUCGCCACCAAGCACACCGUCAGUUUCAUCGCCAGUUCCACCUUCAGUAUCGUCGUCACCACUAUUUCAGUCUCAGCAUGUCAGCAACAUUAUGGAACAACAAAUCGAGGUCACGUCGCCGGUAUCAACCAAUAGUAGAAUGACAGGAGAGAGGCAAUUUCUCACGUCCAGUUCAUACCCUUCUGUGAAAUUGAAUUCAUCUCCGACUCAUCCGAUGGCCUGUCACUUACAUUCUCUAUCGAGCCGAACUAAGAGUACGUCAACAAUUCAGAAAAACCGACAGCAUCAACAUCGUUCGUUGAAGUCGCGAAGUAAGCCACACCAAAGCAGCAAAGUCUCCUCGUCAAAGACGAUACUGGCCGUUGGUAAGCCGAGGGACACGGAAGAGGCGGACGUUGCCGGUGUGUUAGCCAGCAUGGCAGCAUUGACCAGCUUGUCUAACACGAGUAAUCUAACCACACAGUCAAGAAACACCACACAAUCAAGAGCCAUCACAGAAUCAAGAGCCACCACACAGUCGGAUGCCACGAUGCAGUCACGAGCCGUCGUACAGACGGUUGAUGUAGCGCAGCCGAGAGUAAAUCACCACCAAUUUCAUUCGGUCAAGACGAUUCUCGGAAACGAACCGGAAGGAAACAGUGUAAAUCAGUUGGGCAAUUUCUUUGAAGCUGUUGUUGCAUGUCGAAGCGAGCCGCCUCUGUCAUCUAUGACGACGUUCCCGACGAAGGACUCCGCGGCUGUACGAGACGACAUUUCCGUUUCGAUGCCCAAUCAUUUGAGCAAUCGUCUGGAUCCGCUACCGUCAUCACUGCUGUAUAGACAUCGCCAAGAAGCUUUACAUCAUGCUGCUACUCCGUUGUUACUGGAACUUGACGGUGAGACACGCAGACACCCGACGCCGAGAAAGAAGUCGUCACCUUUGAAGUGUUCACCUUCGGCAUCCAGUCCACCAAUUCGAUCUCCAACUUGUCAAGUGAACAUGCAGACAUCAACAAGGCCGUCUCAACUGGCCGCUUCUCCUGCUGCUGAAGUCUCAACGUGUCAAAUUGAGACUAGGAAAGAGAAUCACGUACCUGUACCCUCUACUACCUCAGAGACCGUUGAAGCUACAUCGCGACAAUUAGAAAGCUCGGAACGUGUCUCAAUGGCAUCACUCAAGCUCUCAUCGUCGUCUGUUGCGUUUCCAAGUCCGCCUCAUCGUCAUAUCGACAGUCCGAGUCGUGGAGCACACGAAGAGAUGUCUCAGUCUGCAGCGAAACGUAAGAAAGUCGUACGAGGUGACGGGACUGAAAAUGAUGUUGUUUCUAUCACGCCCCUCUCGCAUGUCACCAUUCCUCCUUUGAUUAUGGCCGAUCCGGAAGCGGCUCGCAUUAAAACCGUCUCUGCUAAUCCCGUCGGAAUGUCAUCAACGUCGGUUCACAGUGUCGUCAAAGACGUGCAGCCGGCGUCGACAGACGGGAGCGAAACGACAAACCAAGUUGGUCCCCACACUUGUUUGCUCUCUCAAGGUUUCAGAAAUGUUAACACAGAUUCGUGGCUGAGUGCCGGAUCGCGUGCAGACGGAGUUUGUUGUGAUGUUGUGACGCCGGCGUGUGGGAUGAGAGCGAACGCGUUGGAAGACAACGUGAUUCGUUUUCAGCGUCGCUACUCGAAGUUCAAACGUGCGACGAAGGAGUGUGUUCGUCUGUUGGAGGCGACGAGGACGGCGGAGACGGAGACAGGACGGUACGUCUGGCUCGGGUCCGUGCAGGGCAUGCGGCUCAUUAUUGAUGCGACGGAUCGACUGGCGAGAAACUUGCAAGGCGUGAAAGCUCUAUUGCAGGAGUCGGUCGAUGCCGUGUGUUCGUCUCACGUGGCAGUGGAGAGAGGGAUACUGCUGCCACCUUUGCCACCCGUGACGGAGAUCACACCGGUGGAGCCUUCGCUGUUUUCCUCGAACGUUCACUUGGUGUCUUCAGUUCCUGCUUCGACCUCGUCGUCUUUUGUAUCAAUUCAGAGCUCGAUGAAUCCUACCAGUGACCAGUGGGUCGGACUUACUCCAGACGCACAAGGGAAGAAUAUGAUUGGAGAACUGUCUGUCGAUAUAGAUAAACUUGCCAUGCUGAUUAGGACUCCUCGACUUCGAUCGGCCGAGAAGGAAGAUUCGAAUUCCAAUGGAUCAAAGUCUGGCACGCCGAAGAGAUAUGUGCUAGGCACUAAGGGUAUGGUGGAGUCGGUGACACCGAGUAAGAACAAGAAGGCUACACUACAGAAAGCAUCGUGUGACGUGGAUAAACUCAUACAAUGGCCGAAGCACGUGACAGGUGUCAGUGACGACGACGGGCAACGGACGAAGAGUAAACCGGGUAAUGUAGUACGACGUCGUCUUACGUCGGAUCUCGGACCGAAUUGGAAGUUGGAGAGAAUGGACGGCCAGAAGCGUGCGACUAGUCAGAACGCACAGGCCAAGAUCAGACUAGUAAGUGAAAUCGAUCAUAUGGGUGAGGACGGCGAGUUCGACGUCGAUAAGGAAGUUGGGAAAUUGAGACCAAGCAGCAACGAACUACUACCUCGUCGUAACAGUACUACAAGCAUAUGUUCAGAUUCCACUGUUAUUGAUGAUGCACCUGCAGCAAAAUCUCAGGAAGCAGACGAGCAGCGUGCUUCAGUGAAUCUUGACGAAUCUGCAUCUAACGAACAGUCACAAACGAGUGUUCCAGAUACGGUCGACACUAAAAAGCCAACUAUGUCUAAGUCGGUUGCCAGUACAAAGAAACAAGGCGAUUACUAUAAAGUUCUGUGUCCUGUUACCGCAGAAAGUUGUCUGAACAUCAACUCGGUUAAAGAACCUGAACGGGUGAGGAUUGAUAGCGAAGUUACUAUGACCAAAGUAAAACCGGCGAGACCAAUGGACGGUAACCAAACGAAGGAUGCUAGUGAUACAGUGAAGAAGAGCCGUAAGAGACAGCGGGAAAGCGGCAAGAAGGACAGGAAGAAGGCUGCAGCGCAAGAGAAACAGGGCGGCGAUGGACAAGGGAAAGUGAAACGUCCCGUAGGACGACCUCCUUUUGUACAUAGAGAUGGACAGGCCGGUGUGAAGAAGAGAUCCGGUAGUGGUAAGAAUAAUAAGUCGAGAUCUGUGGGAAAGAGUGGAAGGGGUCGGCCAGCAAACUCUGCAAAACAAGCAUCGAAGAAGGUAAAGAAAGUGGCAGCUGAAAAUGGGUCGGAUUCGGUCGUUAGCUUGUCUACCAGAAUGGAGGUUGAGCUAGAGAAGAGCAGCGAGUACGCAGUAUCACUGGAUGAUGGAUGUCGUCCUCGGCUCCCUCGUGUAGCAAAGAGUAGAGAAUGUUCUGGUCUGCAGACGGGUACUUGUACACAACAGCGACUACUACAGUCGUGUAUGGAUUGUGUGAAGGCACUUCGACGUGGAACCGGUUUGAGAGGCGAACGAUGGUGUCGCUUCAUUCACUUCAGAAAACUGAAGAGAGAUGAGGAAGGUCAUUGGCUUUGUGAUGGAUUUGCUAAUCCAUUUUCGGUGUCGAGUGAAGACAUGGAGCCUUACCUGUUCAACGGUGCUGAGAAUUUGGACAAAGAGACGGCCAGUUACAUAAUCUCGUGUAUUCUUCCGACGUUUUGCGACUUGGUGGCCGAAGAAGAAUCCGUUCUGAAACGUCGUGGAAAGAAGUCUGCUGUUGCUUGGAAAAGGGCGUUUGUCGGAAUUCGCGAACUGUGCGACGUCUGUGUCACAACGAUUUUCAAUGUCCACUGGUUCUGCGAAUACUGUGGCUUCGUUGUAUGCAUCGACUGUCACCGGCUACGAAAUCGUCGUGAGAAUGGUUUGUUCCACAAAUGUCACAUCAAGUAUCGGGUCGAAAACGGCAAAGAUGAGAUUCUCAAAGUCGCUCAAACGUUUCCUAAAACCGUGUUGUGCGAUCUAAGCACGAGAGUUCACGAGGUUUGUAACUUACUGAAAAUCGAAAUGGUUCGUACGUGUCGCUGUGAGAAGGACUCACAAUCGGGUGACACGUCGGGUGGCUCGUUGAAAUUGGGAAAGAAAGGGAGACGACAAUCUAAGAACAGUCAAUCGGAGACAAAAGCGGAUAGUGUUAGUGAAAACGGCGAGACUCUCGUGAACGGAGACGUUCAGAAGAGAGCGUUGGACACGCGACCGUCAGAAAACGGAGUCAUCAUCGUCGUGGAAACGCCUGAAUCUGCCGUAGUGGUGGAGGAAGUAGCAACGGAGCCGGCGGCGUAUGCGGCGUAUCCUCAGUUGCCAGUCGACGUUCCUCAUCUUUGGUUGUGUGACGGGAAACUUCUGUUGCUGCUCAAGCCACAACACGUCAACAACCUGAAGGCGUUUCAUUUCUGCUGGAGAAUGGGAAAGCCGGUUGUGGUGGCGAAGGUGAAUACGAUGAUGUCGCCCGAUUUAUGGACACCGCAGUCGUUUGGCAGAGAUUUUGGCAAGGAUCACUGUGACAUGGUCAACUGCAGAAGCGGCUAUAUCAUCGAAGACUUACCGAUCGGCCAGUUCUGGAACGGCUUUGAAGAUCUCUCUGCUCGAAUGGUCGACGAUCAAGGCAAACCCAUGUUACUCAAGCUGAAGGAUUGGCCUCAUUCCGAUGAUUUGUCUGAUAUGAUGCCCAAUAGAUUUGAAGAUUUUAUGGAAAACGUUCCCUUACCGGAAUACACACGACGAGAUGGUCGGCUAAAUCUUGCAGCCAGACUUCCAGAUCGAAUUGUGAAGCCUGACUUAGGCCCUAAGAUGUACAAUGCAUAUGGCUCAGCAGCGUACCCGAAGGAAGGAACGACCAAUCUACAUCUCGACAUGUCUGAUGCAGUGAAUGUCAUGGUGUACGUUGGCAUUCCACGCUCAAGUGAGUCAUCAGUCGACGAGUCCGGAUGCUGUCAAGAAGAGAUCAAUGCAGCUGCAGCAGCGAUUGAAGAGUGCGACGAACUGACUCACGAACGACUAAGGAACGAUCUGUCAGCAAAAGUGGGCGCCUUGUGGCACAUCUUUGCUGCAGAGGAUGCACCGAAGAUUCGACAGUUGUUACUGAAAGUGAGUCGUGAGAGAGGCAUGGAGUGUGAGGCAGACAACGAUCCUAUACACGAUCAGUGUUUUUACUUGGACAAGGAACUUAGAGAGAGGUUGCGUAAAGAGUAUGGAGUAGAAGGGUGGGCUAUUGCUCAGUGCCUUGGCGAUGCUAUCUUUAUUCCUGCCGGCGCUCCACAUCAAGUCAGAAAUCUACAUAGUUGCAUAAAAAUAGCAGAAGAUUUUGUAUCACCAGAACAUUUAGCUCAUUGUCUCAUGUUGACUCACGAGUUUCGUCGACUGUCGGACACACAUACUAAUCACGAAGACAAAUUACAGAUCAAGAACAUUAUAUACCAUUCGGUGAAGGACUCGGUCGGAGUAUUACUGAGCGAACGAUAGCAGCAUCGCGACGGAUGCCGAUCCUCAUGUAAUCGCUUUAAUUCUUUAAUACAGACGGUACUAAAACUUGUUUAACUGGUAUACCUUUCAUCACUACAGACCUAUUGUACUGUUUGUUCUUAAUACAAUACUCAUGUUGGUUUGUACUGUAUAUAUACAUAGCGCUGUUGACUGCUGUUUCUUGACUUUACCGGUUGUAUGUACAAUAUUACAUGGUGAAUACAUAUUGUUGGCAGAUUA